CAUUCUUGGCCACCAGGACAGACUGCUGCUUCCUGGCCAACCACUGGCAAACCAUUGGUCAACUGGGACACCAGAGGCCUUCUUGGCCACCAGGACACCCUGCUGGUUCGUGGUCAACUGUUGGUCAACCGUCGGCCAACCAGGACGCACUGCUGGCUGCUGACACCCAUCUUUUCCCUGCAGCCAUCCUUCAGUUCCCCGUUUUCUUGGUAGGUUUGCCACUUUUUGUCCAGCGGACCGUGGCUCGGACGAUCGUCCUGCAGGAGAUCAUUGGCAAAGGCCGCUUUGGGGAGGUGUGGCGCGGCCGAUGGCGUGGAGGUGACGUGGCUGUGAAGAUCUUCUCUUCCCGUGAGGAACGCUCCUGGUUCAGGGAAGCAGAAAUCUACCAAACGGUGAUGCUGCGGCACGAGAACAUCCUGGGCUUCAUCGCCGCCGACAACAAAGACAACGGGACGUGGACGCAGCUGUGGCUCGUCUCCGAUUACCACGAGCACGGAUCUCUCUUCGACUACCUGAACCGCUACACGGUGACCAUCGAGGGGAUGAUCAAACUCGCUCUGUCGGCUGCCAGCGGCCUGGCCCACCUGCACAUGGAGAUCGUGGGCACUCAAGGAAAGCCUGGGAUUGCUCACAGGGACCUGAAAUCCAAGAACAUCUUGGUGAAGAAGAACGGCACGUGUGCCAUCGCUGACCUGGGGCUCGCCGUGCGCCACGAUUCCGUCACAGACACCAUCGACAUCGCCCCCAACCAAAGGGUUGGAACCAAACGAUACAUGGCUCCCGAGGUGCUGGAUGAAACCAUCAACAUGAAGCACUUUGAUUCCUUCAAGUGUGCCGAUAUCUACGCCUUGGGUUUGGUCUACUGGGAGAUCGCUCGCAGGUGCAACGCAGGAGGUAACGCUGCUUGGUGCAUCGGCUUCCCCAGCCCUGCUGGCGGGGAGAUGCGAGGCUCUCAGGAGGCCGCGUUGGUGUCCACAGCCACCAGAAUUGGUCCUGGCCACGGUGGGGAGGAGGAGUUUGGCUUUCUGGGCAGCGCCUGCUGUUCUUUUGGGUGGGUUUUGAGGAAACGGAGGACAGAAAGGCAGGGAGCUGCUGGAGGGGAGCUGGAGGUGAGCAGGGGCUGCAGCAGCGCCCUGCAAAGCCAGGCUGAGGAGCUGGGGGUGAGCUGAGCGCAGCCAGGAGGGGAGGCAGCUCCGUGCGAGGGGAGAUGAGAGCAGGACGAGGGGAAACGAGGCUGAGGGAGGGCAGCUGGAGGCCGGGUGUCGGGGAAGCGCUGCGCUGUGAGAGCGGCGAGGGGCUGAACGGCUGCCAGAGGGGCUGCGAUGCCCCGUCCAUCCCUGGAGGGGUUGGAGGCUGGAUGG
Lagopus leucura (white-tailed ptarmigan) is the source of this 1361-nucleotide messenger RNA. Its product is annotated as activin receptor type-1B-like. Gene Ontology annotation, biological process: activin receptor signaling pathway; protein phosphorylation; nervous system development. Gene Ontology annotation, molecular function: ATP binding; activin binding; activin receptor activity, type I. The record is from RefSeq and is a predicted model, not a curated record. NCBI's taxonomy places the organism in Eukaryota, Metazoa, Chordata, Aves, Galliformes, Phasianidae. Gene Ontology annotation, cellular component: activin receptor complex; plasma membrane. The annotation marks the transcript as partial. The transcript has 4 exons.